This is a messenger RNA of Macadamia integrifolia, 1006 nucleotides long. RefSeq names its product homeobox-leucine zipper protein ATHB-40-like. The record is from RefSeq and is a predicted model, not a curated record. Gene Ontology annotation, biological process: positive regulation of DNA-templated transcription. Lineage: Eukaryota; Viridiplantae; Streptophyta; Magnoliopsida; Proteales; Proteaceae. The coding region runs from base 189 to 842 and encodes 217 amino acids. The transcript is spliced from 3 exons. Gene Ontology annotation, cellular component: nucleus. Gene Ontology annotation, molecular function: sequence-specific DNA binding; DNA-binding transcription factor activity, RNA polymerase II-specific.
CCUUACUCCUUUUUCCCUCUCUCUCUCUCUCUCUUUCUAUCUCUCUCGGUCUUUCCCAUAAGAAAAAGGGUUAAGUAGAAACAGUAAAAAAUCAUCCGGAGAGAAGAAAAGAAAGUCUACUGGAAGGAUAGAGAAGAAGCUUAAGAGAUUUGAAAUUCUGAAACACAGAGAUAAGAGCUUUGAAGAGAAUGACAAGCAAAAAUCCAACUCAUCCAGGAGGAGAUGAUCAAAUGCUUCUCAUCUCUCCUUCACUCUACCCAACAGGUUUCCUUUACAAUCCAGUGGCUGCUCCUGCUUCAGGAGAAACUAAACCACGUAGGAGGAGGAAGAAGAACAAAGGAGGAGAUGCCAUGGGAAUGGGUCUAAGGAAGAGGAAGUUAAGUGCUGAGCAAGUCAAUCUUUUGGAAAUGAACUUUGGGAAUGAACACAAGUUGGAGUCUGGAAGGAAGGACCGUUUGGCUUCAGAACUUGGGUUAGACCCAAGACAAGUUGCUGUUUGGUUCCAAAACCGCAGGGCUAGAUGGAAGAACAAGCAAAUUGAAGAGGAAUUCUCCAAACUCAAGUCUGCUCAUGAAUCUGCCAUCGUUGAGAAAUGUUGCCUUGAAGCUGAGGUUUUAAAGCUUAAGGAUCGGUUGUCGGAGGCUGAGAAGGAAAUCCGGAGGCUCUCGGAGCGGUCCGACGGAGUAUCCAGUGGAAGCCCUAGUACUUCUUCUUUCUCCAGGGAUGCUGAUACUCAGCUUUUUUGUGGGUUUGGAGUGGAUGAAUUUGAGAAUUUAUUUUAUGCACCUGAAAACAGUUACGUUCAUGGGAUGGAGUGGGCGAAUAAUUUGUAUGAUGUGUAGUGAUUAUAUUAUUUUUUUUCUUCUUCUUAUAAUCAUAUGUAAAUAUCUGACUUUGUAGUGUAAAUCAUCAUCAUCAUCAUCUAGUUAGUUAGUUAGUUCUCUAUUUCUGGUAUGAUGUAAUUGUUACUACUAAUAUAAAUGUCAUCUUCCACUCUUAAUUUCUA